Lepus europaeus (European hare) is the source of this 1513-nucleotide messenger RNA. It is a transcript of the gene ARPC1A, whose product is annotated as actin related protein 2/3 complex subunit 1A. Gene Ontology annotation, molecular function: actin filament binding. Gene Ontology annotation, cellular component: Arp2/3 protein complex; actin cytoskeleton. Lineage: Eukaryota; Metazoa; Chordata; Mammalia; Lagomorpha; Leporidae. Bases 152 to 1264 code for a protein of 370 amino acids. The transcript is spliced from 10 exons. The record is from RefSeq and is a predicted model, not a curated record. Gene Ontology annotation, biological process: Arp2/3 complex-mediated actin nucleation.
UCUGUCAGCCGCUCCCUCUGGGCCUCCGUUCUCCGCCCGCGCCCGCCGGAGCCUGUUCGCGUCGACUGACCAGAGUCCGCGAAUUCGCCGCUCCGAGCCCCUCCGCACCUCCCCAACCCCAGCUUUCUAUCUUUUGAAAACACUAAGAAUAAUGUCUCUGCAUCAGUUUUUACUAGAGCCAAUCACCUGUCAUGCCUGGAACAGGGAUCGUACCCAGAUCGCCCUUAGUCCCAAUAACCACGAAGUGCACAUCUACAAGAAGAACGGGAGCCAGUGGGUGAAAGCUCACGAACUCAAGGAGCACAACGGGCACAUCACAGGUAUCGACUGGGCUCCCAAGAGCGACCGCAUUGUCACCUGCGGGGCAGACCGCAACGCCUACGUGUGGAGUCAGAAGGACGGCGUCUGGAAGCCGACCCUGGUGAUCCUGCGGAUUAACCGCGCGGCGACUUUUGUGAAGUGGUCGCCCCUAGAGAACAAAUUUGCUGUGGGAAGUGGAGCGCGGCUCAUUUCUGUUUGUUACUUCGAGUCUGAGAAUGACUGGUGGGUAAGCAAACACAUUAAAAAGCCAAUACGCUCCACAGUCCUCAGCCUGGAUUGGCAUCCAAACAAUGUUUUGCUGGCAGCAGGAUCGUGCGACUUCAAAUGCAGAGUGUUUUCUGCCUACAUUAAAGAAGUGGAUGAAAAGCCAGCCAGUACUCCCUGGGGCAGCAAGAUGCCUUUUGGCCAGCUGAUGUCAGAGUUUGGUGGCAGUGGCACUGGUGGCUGGGUCCACGGGGUCAGCUUCUCUGCCAGUGGAAGCCGCCUGGCCUGGGUCAGCCAUGACAGCACCGUAUCCGUGGCCGAUGCCUCAAAAAGCGUGCAGGUCUCCACUCUGAAAACCGAGUUCCUGCCGCUGCUCAGUGUGUCCUUUGUCUCCGAGAACAGCGUCGUGGCCGCCGGCCAUGACUGCUGCCCGAUGCUGUUCAACUACGACGACCGCGGCUGCCUGACCUUCGUCUCCAAGCUGGACAUUCCGAAACAGAGCAUCCAGCGCAACAUGUCCGCCAUGGAGCGCUUCCGCAACAUGGACAAGAGGGCCACGACCGAGGACCGCAACACGGCCCUGGAGACGCUGCACCAGAACAGCAUCACUCAGGUGUCUAUUUAUGAGGUGGACAAGCAAGACUGUCGCAAAUUUUGCACAACUGGCAUCGACGGAGCCAUGACAAUUUGGGAUUUCAAGACCUUGGAGUCUUCCAUCCAGGGCCUCCGGAUAAUGUGAAGCUGCGCGAGCCUCCGCCAUCCAGCAUGACCGCUGCGGCUCUGCCAUUAGCAUGAUGGUGAGGAAAGCCAGCCCGAGGAAACAGCGCGCAGACCCCGCGUGUGUCUGACUGUAAUUGGUGAAAGUGUCGGUUUUUUAAAGCAGCAGUGAGUGUUUCUUUUUCUUUUCUUUUCUUUUUUUUUUUUUUUUGCGAUUUCAUUCCAUUCUUGACCAAAGCUUCUCUUUCAGUAGUUUAUUAUGGAAGAUUGU